Stylonychia lemnae is the source of this 1155-nucleotide messenger RNA. The record is from the annotation of a GenBank genome assembly. NCBI's taxonomy places the organism in Eukaryota, Ciliophora, Spirotrichea, Sporadotrichida, Oxytrichidae.
AUGAACACGACAGAACCUCAUUAGUAACUGAUGAAUCACAUUUAAAACUCACAAAGCUAUCCUGAGGAUAUCUACAGAAUAGAAAAAAGAGACCACAGAUUCUUUUCAAGCGAGUCAUUUUCCUCACCUGCCAAGAGAAAACACCUGCAAGACAUUGAGUCGACAUUAAUGUCCUUCAUUGAGAAAGUUAUGUCUGAAGAUGAGACCAUUAGAAGACUUGUUUUCUUGCCAGCAGGCAUCCCAGGGAUGGGUAAAACUACAAUCGGUAGGUUCCUUGAGCAGGCCUCACUUAAAUUGAAAGUAUAGACACUCGGAUCUAAUGUAAAGGUGCAAUUCAAAAGAGUGUCGUUCGAUCAUGUGUUUACAGAUCUCCAACAAAAAUAUUUCUAGGAACAUCCAGAUGUGGAUUUCUAGGCAGCUUUUGACAUAAUAAGGGGUUAAGCAGAAGAGGUAUUCAAUCAGUAAAUCAGAGAAGCUUGUGUAUAAUCUCAAGAUGAAAUGGCUUCUUACACUCUGAUAAGUGCGGGAGAACAAAGCCAAAACUAUGAGAAAGUAUUAGACAUCCUGUAUGUAGACAAGAACAAUACCCCGGAUAAAUGGGAAGUCAUGUCUAGUUUCCUUACCGAAAUAUCUCAUGAAAACUAACUUCAGGCAAGAUAAAAAACGAUUCUAAUUGUUCCAACAUAAACAGACUUUGAUUAUAGCCUGUGUAAGAAAGUUAAUGCUAUUUGCCCCCAAUUUGUAUACGAGUGCCUAUUCAGAAUUUUUAAUCGCAAAAAUCAUUGCUUAUCAAGUUCAAUCAAGCCAAAAGCUGUAGAAGUAGUGCUCAAGUUCGUCAAAUUGUACGAUAAUAUUGACUUUAAGGACUAGACUGUCCCUCUAAGUUACUUCGAUCACUUUUUAAAGAUAGAAUUUGUUCACUAUAAUGAACAGACCACUAGUAAAGAUAUGAUUAGAGUACUGGUUGAGGCAUACAAUGAGACUCCAGAAAACUUUGUACCUCCCUCAGAUGAAACAAUAAACAAAGUACUGAAUUAGCUGGAGAAAGAAAUAGCAGAUAAAGAGGGGCACAGAGUACAAGAAAUGGAAUAUUUCAACCAGGAGAUUAAGACUAUGACUAAUUCUAGUGCCAAAGAUGAUGAAUACUUUCACUGA